CCCACCCGUUGGACUCGUGAUCCAUCUCCACGAAACUACUUGUGUUGCAUCAUCGAAAGCCACACACACACACACACAGUUGAAAGAUGAAGCUUCUUGGAGGGAGCCAGAGGAGGCAGAGGGGAGGAGGCUUCAGCAGGACCCUCAAACAGCAGAGGGCCAGGUUCUACAUCAUCCAGCGCUGCGUCGUCAUGCUCCUCCGGUGGCACGACUGAUCCCAUCGGAAUAUGGAUGCAUCCAUCCUCCGUCCGUCGUCGCUCGUGUGCCAAGAAUUUUGCUUUUUCGGUCCGUCAUUGUGCUGUGCCAGAAUGGUGUCGGCCGUUGUACAUAAAGAGGCCAAUAUAGAUCAAGUAGAAGUAGCAGCAAGCAAAUAGGAUUCUAGCCUCUAGUGUUCACCACUGCCUCUCCCCACCCCUUCUCUUCUAGCAAGUGUGUGUCAUUGUACAAUUACACCGUCGAAUACCGAAAUGCAAAUAUCGACUGAAGAGAGACAAGGCAUUGCUCCAUCAAUCGCUUCUUUUCCGUUC
Brachypodium distachyon (stiff brome) is the source of this 527-nucleotide messenger RNA. RefSeq lists its product as uncharacterized. The transcript has a single exon. Bases 87 to 215 code for a protein of 42 amino acids. Gene Ontology annotation, biological process: negative regulation of cell population proliferation. The record is from RefSeq and is a predicted model, not a curated record. NCBI's taxonomy places the organism in Eukaryota, Viridiplantae, Streptophyta, Magnoliopsida, Poales, Poaceae.